AUGCAGUUGAGUCAACACCACCAAAAAACAUAUUAUGUAUACCGUUCGAAAACAUUUGUCACACUUCAUAGGAAAUUAGUUUCUUCCUCAGUUUCGUUCAAGCAGUUGUGUUUAUUGCAUCUCAGUUUUACAUUAAGCCAAUUUUCAUAAAUCAUUGGACGGAAGAUGUUAAUAAUUGCUUGUCUACUGACUGCGUUCGUUUUCUACCAAGUUGAGGCUCAAAACAUUGUGUGCUACUAUGAUAGCCAUGCUGCAAGCUAUCCCACCCCGGUGCCACCGGAUGCUCUGAGUGCGGCAAAGUGUACCCACUACACCUACAUCGGGAUCGGAUUAACUACAAAAGGAGAAAUUCGGCUUUUGAACGAAAGCUUUGACACAGAAACUGGUUUCUUGUUUUUCCAAAACCUUCGCACAGCCAACUCAAAAUUGAUGAUCCUGCUUGGGGGAAUGUACGAAAGCAGUGCCACAUUUUCAACGGCUGUAGCCUCCUACCCGGAUACCCUCAUCAAUAAUAUAGCCCUGUUUCUGACCCGCCACAACUUCGACGGCAUCGACAUUGACUGGCGCUAUCCGGCCAGCCGGGGUGGUCAAUCAUCCGACAAGGUCAAUUUCCAGAAGUUCAUCAUCCGACUUCGUGCCAGGCUCAACAUGAUAAAUAAGCUGUUGGCGGUUUCCGUUUCGCCGAACAAGUCCGUGUUUUCCAAUGCUUAUGAUAGCACCACGCUGAGCUUAUACGCCGACAUGAUCAACGUGUAUGCAUUCAACUUUACCGAAGGGGCGGAAACAUGGACCAAUAAUAUAGCUGCGCUGUAUUCCGACAACACGAGCCCUAUGAGCGUGAAUUCAUCAAUCGUCGAUUGGAUUUCCACUAAGGUGCGGAAAAGUAAGCUGAACAUUGUAGUGGCCACGUACGCCCGCACAUACACGCUGGCCAGGCCAACCCGCACAAUCGUGGCAUCGCCAAUCAGUGGACCGGGCCCGGUUGGAUCAAACAGCCAAAAAGCGGGCUAUUUAGCGCAGUACGAACUAUGUCCGUUGGUGGAAAAUUACGCAACGGUGGCCGACGACGGCACCAAAACCGUCUACUACACCAAGGAUCUGAGCUGGAUCAGUUCCGAGACCGGCGACACUCUUGCCCAAAAGUACUCCUACGCGGUGAUAAACGGCCUUGGCGGGGUGGCCAUCUAUACGCUCGAUUGGGACGAUUGGAAGAACGACUGUGGGAUGGGAGCGUUCCCGUCCGUUACCGUGGCCCAGGAUUAUUUGUACUCCGGUACAAACGAAGCUUAAAAUUAUCGAUUUCACUAUACACAUGGAUCGGAUGCGGAUGAUGAUGGCGAUUUAGCCUACCCACCCACGCAUUUUAGCAAUAGGUGGAAAAGUGCGGGUGGUUUUAUUGGCGAGCUACUUGGCGAUAUAAUGGUAACGACAAAUAAAUCAAGGAAUUUCAAUCUUAAGUG
This is a messenger RNA of Aedes albopictus (Asian tiger mosquito), 1460 nucleotides long. RefSeq names its product acidic mammalian chitinase. Gene Ontology annotation, biological process: chitin catabolic process; carbohydrate metabolic process. The record is from RefSeq and is a predicted model, not a curated record. Gene Ontology annotation, molecular function: chitinase activity; chitin binding. The transcript has 7 exons. Gene Ontology annotation, cellular component: extracellular region. The coding region runs from base 166 to 1290 and encodes 374 amino acids. Lineage: Eukaryota; Metazoa; Arthropoda; Insecta; Diptera; Culicidae.